UCGAUUUUUGUUCAUAACCUCAAAUCUGGAUUGCAGUUGUAAUAUUCAUUUCUGUUCUUGGGCUUCUAUAAGAAUUUGAGAAUUUAGUGGUUGCAUUUGGAAAUAUCUAAAUAAAUUAUCAACAAACUAGAUUGCAAUAUGUACUCUUCGAAGAAAGUGACACAUCGUUUAAAUCAGGCAGAUUUGAAGUGUAAAAACUAUCCAUGCGAGUAUUAUGGCAAUAUUGAAUGGGGUGGUUACUGUUCAAAGUGUCACAGAGACUAUAUACAAUCUAAACGACAGAAGAACUCAUCUGCAGCUCUAUUGACAGCUUUCAAAGAAGCUACCAACAGAGAAACACCAACCUCUAGUGAGAAACAGCUGCUCCAGAAAUCGCCGCUAGCAGGGUUUGCAAAAUUCGAGGAGAAGAAACGUCAUCGAACUGAUAAGCGAUCAAAACUUCUCAAGUUCAGCGGAUUCCGGAAAUCGUCCAAUGCUAAAGACGGCAGCCGCAUCGAGCAAUUCGAUUUCGGACCGGCGACCGACGAGGUGGAGCGACUGCGAGCAGAACACGUGUCACUGUUCGCCCAGGCUGGCCUGCACGUGGAGUUGGACCUGCACCGACACGUGCACUCGUUCUACGGCAAGCUGUGUGAAGUGGCAGACAGUGGUGAGGUCGAUGACCUCAGCGAGCGUGCGCAGAACUUCUACCAGAUGUUCAACAAGCGCAUGGACGCUAGCACUACUUAUGCCUCUGUCAACCAGGACACCAAGGAACAACUGCUGGAUUACAUGGAGAAGUGCGCUAUGACGUGUCUCUAUCGGCUGCUAUUCUGUCCUGCUUCCACUAAUGACGAGGAAAAGGAUUUGAGCAUUCAAAAGAGGAUUCGACAGUUGACGUGGAUAAACGCAAAACAUAUUGAUUGUGGCAUCGAUGAAACUAAUUUGGAAGUUCAAGACUUGGUUUACACUUCUAUAACAGAACUGCUAGGCAUGGACUCAGCCAAGGCCCCCCAGGACAAGUUGAACUGUGUGGUGCGCUGUUGUCGCAACAUCUUCACACUGCUGAAGAACCACGUGGGUGGCCCGGCAUCAGCUGACGACUUCCUGCCGGCGCUGAUAUUCGUGGUGCUGAAGGCCAACCCGGCCCGACUCAAGAGCAACAUCAACUACAUCACAAGAUUCUGCAACGCCAGUCGUCUCAUGUCCGGCGAGGGCGGAUAUUGUUUCACUAAUCUGUGCUGUGCUGUGUCGUUCAUUGAGAACAUGGUUGCCGAGAGUCUGAACAUGUCUGAAGAAGAGUUCGACCACUACAUGUCAGGAGAGGUUGUGUCAAGCAGUACAUGGGAAUCGGCGCUGAUUAUGUGUGAGGGAAUGCAUUUGAUGAAGGAAAAUAUGGUGAUCUUUGGCGAGUUACGAAUUACCUACGAUUCGCUAAUUAAGGAAGUUGGAGACCUGAAGGGCCAGCUAGAAACAUUCAAGGAAACUAUCACAAAGCAAGUAGAUAAUGUGAUUGCACAGACACCCCUGGUUUUGAAACCGAAGAAAACUCCAACUGAAAUAGAUGCUGAAGAUCCAAAAAUUGCUGAAUUGCCACCUCCAAUGGUGCCUGAGAAAGCUCCCGUCCUGACUCCGAAGCAGUCGGCUGAUAGGGCACCGACAUCCCUGACGUCGUCACGCACUGCACUGACGUCAUCACCGUUUACACUGACGUCAUCACUGCUGUCAUCACCGACGGCACUGAUGUCAUCGCAUCAGCUGAUGACAAAACUGACGUCGCCUGGGCUAAUCGGCGGUCACUCGCUGACCAUACCUGACACGUCGGCGUUAACCGCUGUUAACUACGACAUCGAUCUGUCAGACAUAAGCGCUGAUAACAGUCAGGCUGACGAGAUGAUCACGGACCUGAAUUUGUCAGGCCUGCACUCAUUGGAGACAGCCUCGCUUCAGUCGCUAGACCUGACCACCUACCACCCUACGGCGUCGCCCGUUAACCGGCCUCACUUCAGUGCCGGCGCCAGCCUUAUAGACGGCCAAGACGUCGAGACGCCUCUGCUGCCAGCUGAACUGGGUCUGCCGUCGCCUCUCAAGCCGCAGCCUUCCGUCGAGUUCCAGGCAUUCUCAGCACACGGAUCUCGUAUUCCCAGCAUACCUUGCGUGACAGGGUUCUCAUCAAUGCCUCCUCUUUCUAUACAUCUGCCACAGCCUCCUGAAUCUUCAACCAAUUCCAAACAGUUGCCUGACUUGCUUUGAACAGACAACGCCUAGCUUCCAACCUUAGACCAGUUAUAGAAUAGACACGCCCCAUUGUAUAUUCAUACUGAAAGUCGAUGAAGCCAAUAUUUACUGCCAUAUCGCCAAAUCGUGACGUCAGCAUCGGAUAGAAAACUUUUCUGUAGAGUUUGUUUACAUUGUUUUCCAUAGCAGAUUGUGCUCAUUCCAGCGGGAGUUUACCAUUUUAAUGAAUGAUAAUUUACAUCCUUCUAAAAUAGACACAAUCUGAAAGUUUUCUAUCCGAUGAUGACGUCACGAUUUGGAGAUAUGGCAGUAGAUGUUGGCUUCAGAGGCUAGACUUCCCAGCGUGUCUAUUCUAUAACUGGUCUAAGCUUCCAACCUAGUGUUGACUCAAAUUUAUUCAAUCAUUCACUAUUGUACAAUUUGGAAGUAAUUUCCCAAUUAUUAUUUGCACAUCAUAGAGUUACCAAUUACUGUGAGACUAACGGUCGGUGCCAUAAACGUCGGUUAGUUUUGAUCUUGGUUAAACGUCUGACGACAAUCAAAAUUCUAUCUUUGAUUGCCUUGUAAUAUCAGUAAGUUUUUUUUUGUAGACGAAACCUUAUAGGAAAUAACAUAUUCAUUAAUCACAGAUGCUAUAUAUUAUCAGAUGUUGAAUAACAAUAUUCAGAACCUAUUCAAAUGAGGUAUAAGGCCUUUUUGUUUCUUAUUUGUGUUUGAAUAAAAAUUGAAUUGAAUUGAAAGAAGGGGAAAAAUGAAUUGUAGAGUCGUUUUGAGCAUGCUUUCGUGAAACAAUAAGAACGAUUAUCGUUUGAAUAAACAGUUCUUAAGAACUCUCUUAGUCAAGCACGCUUUGGGAGCCAAUCAGAAUCGUUGAACCAGCUACUUGAAUAUUUCUGAUUGUUUUCUGUCAUUUACUGGUAGGUACUCAAAGCUUGCUUGGCUGAAGGCGUUCUUGAGAAUCGUUUAUAAAUACUGUCCUUCAGAUUUGAUCUCUGAUAACUUUGUUGACUAUAUAUGUUUUAUUGUAGAUCAGAGUUACUCAAUGCCAAUAACUGAUGAAUAAUUAAUUUGUCAAUCAAUGAAUGAACCAAAUUGCGUGAAUUCAUUCUGUCCUCCUUAAUAGGAAAAAAAUCAGAAUUAUUUAUUUAUUUAUUUACAUUACAAUAUGAGGGCACCAGGAAGAAAUACUUCUCAUAAUAGCCCUCUUGACACAACAGAAAUUACAAUUCUAAUAUAUUAAUAGUAUGAUAUAGUAGGCCUAAAAGUCUAAUCUAAUAUAGAAAAUUCACUAAAUUAAA
Messenger RNA from Nilaparvata lugens (brown planthopper), 3515 nucleotides. It is a transcript of the gene Rabex-5, whose product is annotated as rab5 GDP/GTP exchange factor. Gene Ontology annotation, cellular component: cytosol; endocytic vesicle. The record is from RefSeq and is a predicted model, not a curated record. The transcript is spliced from 13 exons. Gene Ontology annotation, biological process: vesicle-mediated transport. Gene Ontology annotation, molecular function: zinc ion binding; small GTPase binding; guanyl-nucleotide exchange factor activity. Bases 139 to 2232 code for a protein of 697 amino acids. Lineage: Eukaryota; Metazoa; Arthropoda; Insecta; Hemiptera; Delphacidae.